Messenger RNA from Caenorhabditis briggsae, 1083 nucleotides. RefSeq names its product Protein CBR-CDF-2 (gene Cbr-cdf-2). Gene Ontology annotation, cellular component: plasma membrane. Gene Ontology annotation, biological process: response to zinc ion; zinc ion transmembrane transport. NCBI's taxonomy places the organism in Eukaryota, Metazoa, Nematoda, Chromadorea, Rhabditida, Rhabditidae. Gene Ontology annotation, molecular function: zinc ion transmembrane transporter activity. The transcript has 8 exons. The coding region runs from base 1 to 1083 and encodes 360 amino acids. The record is from RefSeq and is a predicted model, not a curated record.
AUGAGUUCCGAACGAGCGCCACUACUUGAGAAUGGCGCAUCACUGAUUUAUGCCACAGAUGAGGGAAGGAAGACUACCGUGACAUAUGACAAUUUCCAUUGUCACGAUGAAGCAGAGUCGACAGAUUCACAUGACAGCAAUCAGCGAGCAACACGAAUUUUAUGGCUAACCGUUGCUCUCUGUCUCUUUUUUAUGGUUUGCGAAGUUGUUGGUGGUGUUCUCGCUGGUUCACUUGCAAUUGUCACAGAUGCCGCACAUUUGCUCACUGAUUUUGCGUCGGUGCUCAUUUCGUUGUUCUCUCUAUACAUCGCACGACGGCCACCAUCACAAACAAUGAGCUUUGGGUUUCAUAGAGCUGAAGUUCUCGGAGCAUUCUUCUCAGUUUUCCUUAUCUGGAUAGUGACAGGCCUACUGGUGGUUCUUGCUGUUAUGAGAAUUAUCAGUGGAGAUUAUGAAGUGGAAGGUGGAAUCAUGGCUAUAACUGCUGCUCUAGGAGUCGUUGUGAACCUAGUAAUGCUUGCUCUUUUAUACUUUGGUGGUCAUUCCCAUUCUCACGGAGGCGGUAGUUCACAUUCCCAUGGACAUUCUCACGGGGGAAAUGGUAAUAAUAUCAAUGUCCGAGCCGCUUUUAUUCACGUUCUUGGUGACCUUUUGCAAAGUUUAGGUGUUCUGGUGGCCGCCCUCUUUAUCUACUUCCAGCCAUCAUGGGUGAUAAUCGACCCGAUUUGUACGUUGUUGUUCUCAGUUAUUGUGUUAUGCACAACUAUUUAUAUUCUCAGGGAUGCAAUGAUUGUUCUUCUAGAAGGAAGACCAAGUAACAUUGACUUUGCAAAAGUAUUUACUUCCCUUGAAGACAUUGAAGGCGUCAAAAAGGUCCAUGACUUGAGAAUAUGGUGUUUGACAAUGGACAAGAUUGCCCUCUCCGUCCAUCUUGAGAUUGAUUCUAAUAGUCAAUCUCAAAGCAUUCUACGCGAAACUCGAAAAAUGCUAAAGCAGACAUAUAAUGUACAUGAGAUCACAAUUCAAAUUGAAGAAUUCGGAGCAAAUAGAUCGGAUUGUGAUAAAUGUGAACCAUUGAAAUAA